UGUCAUUAUCCUGUGGAAAUGUGUGAUCAAAGAGUGAGAAAAGACUACGAGGAGGCCUUUUCUGCAACGAAAGAAGAGAACGAGCGACAACAUCAACACUUGGACGCUGUUUUCAAGAACCCUCGAAUUGUGUUGCACAGAGCAGACAUUGGUCAAGAAUAUCUUUGUCCCGAGCAACAGAAGCAGCCACAGCAUCCUCACGUUAAGGAAGAGGAGGAGGAGGAAGGGCCCCUCUGCAUUGACAACCAAGUGGACAAUGAUAUCACCCAGUUUCCAUUGACUGGUGUUCCUUUGAAGAGUGAAGAUGAUGACGACAAAGGGCAAAGUGAGGAAAAAGUAGUGGCUGAAUCUGCAAGCAGCAGCUCAAGUCAUCAGAUGACACCAGUUGGUGAUGGAGGCACCCUUGGAGAAUCACAAGCAAAUGCCCUCUUAGCGCCACUAUCGGAUUGUGACGUUGCAGCUGAUGAUAACGAUUAUGAUGAUGAACACUCGAAAGGUGACUACAAAAAUGUGAAAUGUUCUCAGUGUAACAAAACGUUUUUCAACAAGUCAUCGUUGAAAAGACACAUAAGAACACACACUGGAGAGAAACGUUUUUUCUGCUCUGUAUGUGGUAUUACAGUAACUCAAAAGUGUAGUUUAACAGAUCACAUGAGAACGCACACUGGAGAGAAACCUUUUGCCUGCCCAGUGUGUAACUUGAGUUUUGGGAGUCGUUCGUAUUUAAGAACACACACACGAAUACACACUGGAGAGAAACCUUUUGCCUGCCCACUCUGCAACUUAGGAUUUGCGAGUCGUUCGGAUUUAAGAACACACACAAGAACACACACUGGGGAGAAACCUUUUGUCUGCACAAUUUGUGCAAAACGAUUUUCUCGGAAGGGACAUUUGAAUGCACACAGAAGAACACACUCUGGAGAGAAACCUUUUUCCUGCACAGUUUGUGGGCUUAAGGUAACUCAAAAGAGUAGUUUAACUUAUCACAUGAGAACACACACUGGAGAGAAACCUUUUGCCUGCCCACUCUGCAACUUAAGUUUCGGGAGUCGUUCAUAUUUAAAAAUACACACACGAUUACACACCGGGGAGAAACCAUUUUCUUGUUCAGUUUGUGGUAAAAGAUUCUCUCUGAAGGGAGAUUUAAGAUCACACACAAGAACACACACUGGGGAGAGACCUUUUGUCUGCUCAUUUUGUGGCAAAAGGUUCACCCGGAAAGGACAUUUGAACACACACACAAGAACACACACUGGUGAGAAACCUUUUGACUGCUCAGUUUGUGGUCAAAGGUUCUCUGAAAAAGGAACCCUCAAAAAACACACAAGAACCCAUACUGGAGAGAAACCUUAUGCGUCUUCACUUUGUAAUCAAAAAUUCCCUGAAAAAGGAACCUUAUUAACACACACAGAAACACACACGAGGAAGAAACCUUUUAUCAGUUCAGUCUGCAACAUUAGUUCUGAACUGGAAGACCUUUGUCCUGAACAGCAGGAGCCGCAGUCUUCCUCCAUUAAAGAGGAAGAGAAGAAAGAUGAUCUCAUCAGAUUGCCUUUGAAUGGUGUCAUUGUGAAGUGUCACGAAGAUGAUGAUGAUAAUAUGACAAUGUUUUCUGAUGUCAACACAGAGUGGAAAUGACACAGAGAGAAACUUUUUAGCUGCUCAGAUUGUGGAAAAAGAUUCACUCAGCAGAGACAUUUGACCGAUGUGAGAUCAAACAUUCUAUGAUAAGUAGCGUCACAUGAAGGAAUAAGUGCGUUUGUGAGAAGUGCCGCCGUAAAUGAAGCAAAAAA
Molecule: messenger RNA, 1793 nt
Organism: Hippocampus comes (tiger tail seahorse)
Lineage: Eukaryota; Metazoa; Chordata; Actinopteri; Syngnathiformes; Syngnathidae
Product: gastrula zinc finger protein XlCGF57.1-like
Exons: 3
Coding region: 19-1638 (539 amino acids)
Biological process (GO): regulation of DNA-templated transcription
Molecular function (GO): RNA polymerase II cis-regulatory region sequence-specific DNA binding; DNA-binding transcription factor activity, RNA polymerase II-specific
Source: RefSeq, a predicted model, not a curated record